Pocillopora meandrina is the source of this 1833-nucleotide messenger RNA. Lineage: Eukaryota; Metazoa; Cnidaria; Anthozoa; Scleractinia; Pocilloporidae. The record is from the annotation of a GenBank genome assembly.
AUGGUCUCAUUUUGUUAUAGCGUGAGGUUUGCUGUCACCAUGCCUUUCGGUACGUAAAUUAUUACGUAUGCAUUUAGUUCUCCCAAAGGGAUUAAUAUUCUGACCUUGGCAAUGGGAAAAGUUCGGCUUUUUUGUUCAUUGUUUGCUUCUCACACUUGAUUAGCUUCAAUAACAAUAACAGCACUAAGCGCUGGUCGAACACGCACACGCCUCCACGAGUUGCGGAAACCUAACACGAGCUAUUCCUCUCUUGAAAAGUCUCUGAUGGCUUUGAAUUUCCUGGCUGAGAUCCUGCCUCUGGUUGCCUUGCUUCUUUCAGUUGCUUAUAUCAGCGUCCUUUUCUACCGAUGGACGAAGCUACGAAAUUAUCCUCCAGGACCUUGGGGCCUACCAAUACUUGGAAAUCUAGCUCAGCUUGGCUCCUCGCCGCAUAUCAAAUUGACUGAGCUCAGCAAGGUCUACGGAGAUGUGUUUUCCUUAAAGUUUGGCUCCAGAAAAGCAGUGGUGUUGAACAGCGAGGAGGUGGUCAGAGAAGCACUGUUGAAAAAUUCUCGCCAGUUGUCCAAUCGACCACUGUUGUUCGCCGCUAAGAAUGUCAGAAAAACGAGUAUCUCUUUUGGAGAACAUUGCUCAGCUCAAGUCCUCAGGAAGAGAUGUGCCCUAAGAGCAAUUCACCAAGUUGCAUUCGACAAACAAGAAUAUUUCAAUAAAAUUGUGCAAGAUGCGUUUUUGGAAUUCCAAGAAAGUCUGGCCGAGAAAGAAGUGAAAACAUUCCAGCCUUCUGUUGACCUUAAACAGGUUGUUAUCAAAAUCAUGUUCCACUUUACGUUUGGAGAAGACCCUUGCAAUGUCGACCAGCUCAUAGAAGAAAUGCAAAAGCUUGUUGAAGAAUCCAGCGAGUUUACCGAAAGCAGCGCAGCUUGCGGUCUGGUGGACUUCCUUCCUUGGAUUAAACCAUUUAUUCGCAAACAGGUGGCCAUGGUGGAACGCUCAAUCGAGGGGUUGAUGUCAUUCGUUGAUAAAGUGUACACUAACACUACGUCUAGAGAAAAGGCUACUGAUAAAAAUUGCAUUGCAUUGAGCUUCGCAAAGCUUUGGGAGGAAGCUAAAAUUAAAUAUUACGAAGAGAUAAAGAUGGAUUUAGAUUUGGAAGAGCCGACGGAUCUUCCUAAUUCUUCACCAAAAGAGAACCAACCCAACAACGGGAAGGAAGAAAUUGUCAAAAUGCUAUCAGCCGAUAUUUUUGGUGCAGGGCUGGAGACAGUCUCGAAUUCCUUGUGCUGGGCGAUGGCUUAUAUCGUAAACAACCCUGAGAUACAGCAAAGUCUUCACAGAGAGUUGGAUAACGCUGUUGGGCGGCAUCUCCUUCCCACAAUCCAAGAUAAGCGAAACAUGCCUUUAUUACAAGCAACGGUAUUGGAAGUUCUCCGCAUUGCCUCUGUACUGCCACUCGCUCUGCCUCAUGAGACAGCUGCAAAAACAACACUUAGUGGAUACACGAUACCAAAGGACACGAUCGUUGUCAUUAAUCUGUGGGCAGUGAAUCAUGACCCACGCGUGUUCCAGGAACCUCAUGUAUUCAAUCCUUACCGAUUCCUGAAUGAAAACGGAGAGGUCUGCGAUGUAAAAACCAAGUUUCAGCUGCCUUUUUCGAUUGGCAGUCGACGCUGUCUUGGAAGCUCAUUGGCUAAGGCAGAAAUGUUUCUCCUGUUGGCAUGUUUGCUACAGCGUUUCCAGUUUUCACGCGCAAAGCCCGACUAUGUAGACUUAGAAAGUCAGUUUGGACUCAGCCUACGUCCAAAAAAUUUCAGUGUUUGUGCCAAUCUUCGGUAA